This is a messenger RNA of Leishmania mexicana MHOM/GT/2001/U1103, 651 nucleotides long. RefSeq names its product putative RNA-binding protein. Gene Ontology annotation, molecular function: RNA binding. The record is from RefSeq and is a predicted model, not a curated record. Bases 1 to 651 code for a protein of 216 amino acids. The transcript has a single exon. NCBI's taxonomy places the organism in Eukaryota, Euglenozoa, Kinetoplastea, Trypanosomatida, Trypanosomatidae.
AUGUCUAGCAACCAAGGUGACCACGGAAGCGAGAUGAUCUCUGCAGAGGACCAGUUCAACGUCGACAUGGACGCUGAGGCGGAGCUGGAGGAAAUGAAGCGGCAGGUGGACAGCCUCCAGGAAGACAUGCAGCUCAAGGCACUGCAGGAGUCGGCCGCCAAGGACGAGGGCACACGAAAGACGGCUGCUGCGGCGGCAGCAAGCAGCGGGCAGACCAAGACGAACACCUCCAUCUUUGUCGGCGACCUUGACUUGAGAACCACGGACGCGGAUUUGCGCGUCUUUUUCGCCUCCUGCGGUGCCAUCACGCGCGUGACGGUCUUGAAGGACCGUCAGGGCAACCCGAAAGGUACCGCCUAUGUCGAGUUUGAAACCGAAGGGCAGGCACACGCGGCUAUCCUCAAGGAUGGGCAGUCGCUGCAUGGAAAACCACUGAAGGUGGCAAUGAAGCGGGACAAUAUUCCCGCAUUUCAACGCGGCAUCUCACGUGGCGGUGCGUACGCGCUGCGCGGUAGAGGUGCGGGCAACCCAAUGCAGCAGCAGAUCGCUGCGCUGGCCAUGAUGGCUGGAAUGAUGAGCCAGAGUUUCAACCCGUAUAACAUGGGCCGUGGCGGCGGCCGCGGUCGCGGUCGUGGUCGCGGAGGCUAUUAG